AUGGUGGUAGCUGAACUUCUACAAUGGGAUGCUCCGAUUGCCGUCAUUCUUCUGGUCCUACUGACAAGAUUUAACGAUCGCUUGACCCACAAACAGGACUACGACUACGUGGAGAUCUUCGCUGGAGCCGGGGAGGUAAGUGCAAAGCUCCGGGAGGAAGGCUUACGGGGUGCUCCCAUCGACAUCCUGCUUAACCCCAUGCUCUUCGACCUCACCACUGAAGCAGGUUUCAUUUUGGCAUUGAAUGCUGUGCUUCGUAUACGACCUGGAGGGGUGCUGCUUAUUGCUAUGUGUUGCGAAAGCUUCUCGGUCAUGCGCCCUAGCUAG
Messenger RNA from Symbiodinium necroappetens, 327 nucleotides. NCBI's taxonomy places the organism in Eukaryota, Dinophyceae, Suessiales, Symbiodiniaceae. The record is from the annotation of a GenBank genome assembly.